Messenger RNA from Colletotrichum scovillei, 1113 nucleotides. RefSeq names its product ribosomal protein S10p/S20e. Gene Ontology annotation, molecular function: structural constituent of ribosome. The record is from RefSeq and is a predicted model, not a curated record. Lineage: Eukaryota; Fungi; Ascomycota; Sordariomycetes; Glomerellales; Glomerellaceae. The coding region runs from base 69 to 917 and encodes 282 amino acids. The transcript has 4 exons. Gene Ontology annotation, biological process: translation. Gene Ontology annotation, cellular component: mitochondrion; small ribosomal subunit; ribosome.
GUACUCAACCCUUUCCGCAUGCCAACAGCAUCGCAUUGCUUAAGUAUCUCGCUACAUAUGCAGAGAAGAUGCGCGCUUCGACACUGUUGAGGCCAACCGCCCGCUGCCUGGCGCGGUCACAUUUACAGGGCACCCUGAGACCAUCAUGGACUCGCUCACUCAACACAGAGACGCCGCAAGCCUCAGCGGUGCAGCCUUCGAAAAUUCCCGAAAUAACGAGAAACCCGCAGGCUAUCAGCGAGUCUGACCCUGUGCAACAUUUCUUCGGGAAGACCAAAGAGAACGAACCAAGAUAUCCUCGAGGCGUUCAGGCACUAUAUCUCCAGCCAUUACGUCGCGAAGCCGAGUACGGAAUUCCUUCAUGCGACCUUCAGCUGCGCUCAUACAGUUUGAGGAACCUCGAAUUCUUCUCCGACUUUGCCCUUCGCGCAGCGUACUACCUGAAGCUCCCAGCAUUCGGCCCUGUGCCACUGCCUCGAAUCACUGAACGAUGGACUGUUCCUCGGAGUAGUUUCAUCUUCAAAAAGUCACAGGAGAACUUCGAGCGUGUAACGAUGCGUCGUCUUGUUCAAAUCCGCGACGGAAAUCCUGAGACGGUUCAGUUGUGGCUAGCUUUCCUCCAAAAGCACGCCUAUUACGGCAUUGGUAUGAAGGCCAACGUGUGGGACUUUGGAAAGCUUGGUGUCGGCAAGGCCAUGGAUGCCAUUGAUCCAGAGACGACUGAGGCAAUUGACUCGCAGUGGAACCACCUAGGUCAAAACAGGGAGCUUGAUACAGUUGAGAAAGUAGAGGAGUUUUUGGCUACAGUUCGGUUCGAUAAGGACAGUGGCAAGCGAUCAGAGGGGGAGCGGCGGUUCCUCCAGACCCAAUGGAAGAAAGGCGAGGCGGCUAAGAGGAAGGCAGCUUUGAACGUCUAAGAGUUCCGGCCACCCAUAGGUCGACGUGUAAGCUGGUGUGUCGGGCCUAGGGAGGGGAUUGGGGGCAGCCAAAGAAAAGAAUGACAGAAGGCUCUGUCAGUGUAUUAAAUAGUUGGAAAGGGACCCCGUCGUGAGUGUGUCCUCUGUAAAUCAUAAAUAUCAAACCUGGCCCUUGUCGCGUUGGGCCACAGACUGC